GCGAUGCGGCGGCGGCAGCAGCAGCAGCAGCAGCAGCGGCAGCAGCAGCAGCAGCAGCAGCAGCAGCAGCGGCGGGGCCGGUCGCUGUCCGGUGCCGUCGGGGCGCUGUGCCGGGCUCUGCCGCCCCGCGCACGGCCCGCCCCCGACACCCUGCGCUGCGCCAGGUUCGACCGGCCGCAGGCGAGCUUGGAUUUCUGGAGGCUGCUCUAUGCUCUUCUGAAACAAAUCCAUGGACGCAAGUGGACAGAGUCUGAUGCCAUAGAGAUACUGAAGCAUUACACUGGAAAAGAGGAGCAGCUUUCUUCCUUACUUUGUAAGAAUGCCUAAACUGGAUCAAAUUGAAGGUUGCUCUAGCUUCAUCCAGCUGUUCCAGCCGUCAGAAGUGGAUGCCCAGGGGAAAGAGCAAAUAUGGAAGGAUUCUUUCAGAGGAGUAUUCUUUCAACCUCCAGUAAUUUACAUCUCAGAUGUCCUAAACCAGAAAGGUUGUCUUUGUAUUUUGUAAGCUUCCAUAAAAUCCUGUUCUGUCAAUACACUUCCUCUGUGAGCUUGUAUAACUCUCAGUAUCCGUAGCGUCUCAUGGCCAGAAAUGUCAGGGCUUUGCUGUAUGUGUGGAGAACAUCUCUUUAACUUGUUUUUAUUCACACACUUGCUAGCUUUGUUUGGUGACUUACAGUUCUUUUAUUGAAUGUUGUGCAAACAGAUUAUUCCCUAUUCACUUGUUCCACAGUACUUACCAUUUUGUUAUAUCCAUUCUUAGUCAUCUUCUUGGCCUAUGUCAUCAGUUCUUACAAUGAAGCUGUUCUGCACUUGUGAUCGUACUCAUCUUCUCUUUGUUUUUUGUGACUUAAGAAGUAAAGUUACACUGUGAACUUGAGAUGUGGGGUCACGGUAGGUAUAGACAACAAUAUAGUGUUAUUCCCUGUGUUCUGUUUAGUUUCCUUUCUAGGUUUCUUACAUUCCGUUUGGUUUUGGAUGAUAGUCAUGAAAAACCUUUAUCAUCUAAGAUUGUGUUCCUGAGUCCAAUGGUCAGCUCCAAGCCCCUUGCUAUGUCAGUACAGUUAGGAUUGUUUUUUUCUCAUGUGUAUCAUUUUUCCCUUUUUUUCUAAGAAGAAAUUUAUCUGUCAUUCUAAAGCUUGGGCUCAUUAGGUUCUACAAUCCUUCAUGGUCUGCCUGCAUUCCUUACUACUGAGUAAUAUCACAUCAGCACCAAAUUUUCUGUCACUAUCACGUUGUCUGUGUGUCAUUUUGACUUGGUUGAACAGCAACUGUUUAGCACAGAGCCCUCAUCUGAAACCAACAUUUGUUCCCACCCUCUGGUUCUUGUCUGCUAGGCACUUGUCAUUGAUUGAAGGGUCUUCCCUGUCCCUCCACUGUAGUGGCUUAGUUUCUUUGUGCUAGUUAAAUCCCAUUGGGAAGUCUAAAUGUCCUGCAUUGAUUGACUCUUCCUUAAUCACUUGCUUGUUGUUGCCUUUGGAGAACUUCAGUAGCUUUUUGAGCAGGACUUCCUUUUACAAGUGUUAGUUCUUCCCCAGUGCGUAUUGUUUAUCAUUGUGCCCCUUAAUUAUGUUCUCGUAGUUUUGACGUAGUACAGAGCUGAGGCUUACUGGUCAGAACCUUUUAAAAUAAGUUUUCUCUCUGUUUCCUCAGUAUUUUACAGUUCUGUAGUGCCUGUCGUGUAGCUGUCAGGUAACAUUUGCUGGUGUGAAGGAAUAUAGAUCAGAGCGUUCCCGAGAAUUAAACAGUCCAUGUGGUAUGCUGCAUUAUCUCUGUCUGCUCACUGGUGCUCAGAGAUUUGCAGUAGGCUGUGAAACUUCUAUCUCUAAAUUCCAGUUUCAUUCAGGAGUAAAGUGACUCAGUAUUUAUUAAUUCAUAGCAUGCUUGGUGGCUCAUAAAAAAUGAAUAGGUGAAUUGGAGUCCUGUUAUAGUGGGGAUGGCUAUUUACCUUUUUUGCCUUUGUUAAUCUCCAAGAGGCCAUUACUGGCCUUGAUCUCAACUUUGAAUUUCUUCUUUUCCCUUAGUAGUAGUUCCAUAGAUGAGAAUGGGGCAGCAUAAGGAAAGCUUUUACCCGUUACACUUGUGUCAUCUAUCGGUUGUAGAGAAAGGCUGUAGUCUCCACUGUCUUACACAAAUCUUAGGCUUGAUUAAAAAUCUCGCUCUCAGAGGAGGCAGCAGUUUCUGGAACUGAAGCAUAAAUGCACUAGUAGUGCAGUAUGUUAUUCUCAAUUGUUUUCUUCUUUUCAGAUAACCAAAUUAGGUUUGUAAAGGCAGCGUUGUGGUACUAUGGCUAUGACAGGCCAGAACUCUAUCGGCUCCCCUCCGAUGGCUCAGCGGGUAGUCGGGAGCUGCUGCUGGCAUUUUCCUGGCUGCUGCACAGAAUAAGCCUCUUGGAACAGCUUUUGGCUCGGAACAGAGUAAAGACUGGAGAUGAAACCUCUGUGUGCACGUGUGAAGAUGGUCUGCCUAACAGCCUGAAAGGUACAACUGAAAAAGCACCUGAACAUGGGCUAGAAGGUGGAGUCGAUGUUCGAUACCUUCAGUGGUUAAAUGGGAGGCUGAGGUUCCAGUGGCGGAGUUUGCAUGCUCAGCACGAAGAGCAGUGCAAACUUUUGCACAAGAUCCAUUUAUUCACUAGUGGCUCCCAUGUGGACCAGAUCCUUGGACAUUUUUCUGUCACAGAAACAGAUCUUGUUAGACAACCGGAAAACUACAAGCAGCUAUUACAGCUUCUGGAGUCUGAAACCAUGCAACUAGAAGCCUUUCUGGAGUGGAAGCAACUGGAACCAGUUUAUUGGCAGUGGAUGGAAACUGUGUUAGAUAAUAUGGCUGAAGAGGGAAAUACGUGUGAGUCCCAGGACGCUCGUGUAGAGGGAAGUGGGCUGCCAAAGGUGGCCUCGUGCUGCCCCUGGGCUGACAGUCUGACUGGGCAAAUUGACAAAUUAUCCAGAGACCUAACGACGCUCCGUGAGCAACUGCAUAAGCUUACAACUCGCCGAAAGGCUGCAUGGUGUGAGAAGGUGAAAACAAGAGAGGAAGAGCUACAGAAGGAGGGGUUCUCUGCCACUGCUAGAAAGAUACAGGAAAGUGUUGAACUAAAACUGUUAGAUCUUACAUACCUUUGUGCUCCCCCCCAAAAAAGAAUGCACGGUUCGCACAGACUCGUGUUCAGAAACAAACAUCCUGCCAGCAAAAUGGGCUUUGGUAGGUCUGUAUCCAAGGAGCCUGUUUCAGCUGUCAGUGCUACAGAGGUGAUCAGAGAACUGCAGAUGACAGAGGCCAGCCUGGAGAGAGAGCUGAAGCAGCUGCAGGAAGAGUGCAGACAGAGGCUAGAUGAAGUUGCAGAAGGGUUGGAUGGAGUGAUUUGUAUCUCCCCUUGAAAAGGUAAAGCUGGACUGAGAAGAGCAAAGGAAUAGACUUGGCUUGAUCAGAACAUACUCUGCAGCUUGGCAUGGGGGAGUGUGAGGUGAGGAGCCAAACGUAAUUUCUGAUUUUUAAGCAUGGCAGUCAUAACUUGUUACUGCUUUGUGAUUUGCACUGGGGCCAUGACCUUGGUGGUUCUCUCUGCAGCCCCUUUAUUGCUGACCUUGCCAAUUAAAUUCUGCAGCAGGCCUUGGCGGGAGUGCGCAUAAAUCGCCCUUUCAUCUUUCAGAUUUCUAGUUCUUCUACCAAGCACUGGCCUCUCUUACAGUGCUCAGCUGCUAGGCACAGCAUACGUUGAGGCUUCACAUUGAAAUACUAAUUGCAUUCAAUAUUUUCCAGCAAAUGGAAGAGUUAAUUAGUCAGAAAAAUCCAGGUAUUGGAGAACAUGCAAAGUACCAAAGCUUAGAGAGAUUGGAAAUGUUCAGGAAGGCAUGCUGGUUCAAUUCAGCUGGUUUGCAUAUUUGUGGCAGCUGUAAUGCAGUUGUCAUAAGGAAAAACAAAUACCUAAUAAUAAAUAAAGCUGCACACUGGUUUCAUUUAUUGGUGUGAUGCACUUGAAGUAAUUGGCUUCUCAAAGAGAACAAACUAGCAACCUGUUCCACUGAGUUAUGAGUCACAAUGAGAUAACUAUGGAUCUGCUAUAGGAAGUUCCUGUAAAAUAGAAAUAUGACCUUAACUUCCAAGCUUGAGGAGUCUCCAAGUUCUGUCUCUGGAGGCUUCUUCCCCUGGAACAUGCAAAUGUUUCUCACUUGGCAUUCAUUUCCUACCCUUCUCUGUUUUGCUUUCACCAAAGAAUAUUUUUAUAUUCUGGUCGUACACUUUCAGAAUAAAUAAAUUUUGAGAAAA
Messenger RNA from Strigops habroptila (Kakapo), 4263 nucleotides. RefSeq names its product tubulin epsilon and delta complex 1 (gene TEDC1). The record is from RefSeq and is a predicted model, not a curated record. Lineage: Eukaryota; Metazoa; Chordata; Aves; Psittaciformes; Psittacidae. Bases 2211 to 3374 code for a protein of 387 amino acids. The transcript is spliced from 8 exons.